This is a messenger RNA of Nematolebias whitei (Rio pearlfish), 1479 nucleotides long. RefSeq names its product angiopoietin-like 1a (gene angptl1a). The coding region runs from base 1 to 1452 and encodes 483 amino acids. Gene Ontology annotation, biological process: cell surface receptor protein tyrosine kinase signaling pathway. The record is from RefSeq and is a predicted model, not a curated record. Lineage: Eukaryota; Metazoa; Chordata; Actinopteri; Cyprinodontiformes; Rivulidae. The transcript has 5 exons.
AUGCAGGAGCUGACUUGGAGCCUGUGUGCUGUUCUCUUCCUCAGCCUCUGGGAGGACAGUCACUGCAGGAGCUCCAGGGAAACCUGGAAAGAACCUUCCCUUCAGAGGACUAAAAGGGCUCCGGUGGAACUUGAUGCAAAAAAGUGUUCCUAUACUUUCCUGGUACCAGAGCAGAGAAUCACAGGCCCAAUCUGUGCAAGCACCACUGGCCCUGAGCCAGAUAAAGACAGGGUGACCCGUAUGGAUGUCGCAGAUGUGCGGGAGGUUCUCAGCAAACAGCGUCGUGAGAUAGAGACACUGCAGCUGGUGGUGGAGGUAGACGGUAAUUUGGUGAAUGAAAUGAAGCUGCUGCGAAAAGAGAGCAGGAACAUGAACUCCAGGGUGACUCAGCUCUAUAUGCAGCUGUUGCAUGAGAUCAUCAGAAAGAGAGACAACUCUUUAGAGCUAGUCCAGCUGGAGAAUCGUGUCCUAAAUGUGACUUCAGAGAUGAUGCGACUGGCUUCAAGGUACAAGGAGCUAGAGGCCAGAUUUUCCACAAUGGCUGGUGUGGUAAACAACCAGUCCAUUCUCAUCUCUGCACUGGAGGAGCAAUGCCUGAGGACGCUAGGACGCAGCGAGCUACCCCCAGUUCCUCCUCUGGUUCAGGUGGUGCCGGAGAAUUUACCAGUUGACAACCGUUUCACCAAUGAGAUUGUGACCAAGAACCGGGCCUUUCCCAGAGGAUCACGCAGAGAGUCACCUACAGCAAACCCCUUUGGGAUUAAUCCACCCCCACCCGAGGGAACACUUACCUCUGAAGGUCCUUUUAAGGACUGUUACCAGGUACGACAGGCCAGCUACACCACCAGUGGUAUGUACCUGCUGAAGACGGAUAACGGUGAUCGACUAAUCCAAGCCUGGUGUGAACACGGUCUAGACAAUGGAGGAUGGACUGUUUUGCAGAGGAGGAGAGAUGGCUCAGUCAACUUCUUUAGAAACUGGGAAAACUACAAAAAAGGAUUUGGCAACAUCGAUGGGGAACACUGGCUUGGGCUAGAGAAUAUCUUCAGUUUGACGAAACAGGGCGACUACAAGCUGAUGAUAGAGUUGGAAGACUGGACUGGGAAGAAAGUGUACGCAGAGUACGGCAGCUUUCACUUAGAAUCAGAGAGCGAGGGUUAUAGGCUGAGACUAGGGAUCUACCAAGGAAACGCCGGAGACUCCUUCAGCAGUAACAACGGCAAAACAUUCACCACACUCGAUCGUGAUAAGGAUGCUUUUACUGGCAAUUGUGCCCAUUACCACAAGGGUGGCUGGUGGUACAAUGCUUGUGGUCAGACCAAUCUGAAUGGAGUUUGGUACAAUGGAGGAGUUUACCGCAGUAAAUUUCAAGAUGGGAUCUUCUGGGCAGACUAUGGAGGAGGGUUUUAUUCUCUCAAGUCUGUCCGCCUCAUGAUCCGACCAAUUGACUAAAACUAGAACUGUGGCUCUUUUAAAAUC